Messenger RNA from Cylindrotheca closterium, 750 nucleotides. The record is from the annotation of a GenBank genome assembly. NCBI's taxonomy places the organism in Eukaryota, Bacillariophyta, Bacillariophyceae, Bacillariales, Bacillariaceae.
AUGGAGUCACUAGCAACAUCUGGGACUCCCCUUCAUGCACCAUACACCUUCUCCUUCAUGAGGCGGGGGCGGUCGCUAAAGCCUGAAGAGGGAAUGCCAACUGCAGCACAGCCUACAGAGCAAACUCCAAAUCCUUACGAAAACUCGAUCAAAACCAUUAGUAUUAUCACAACCGUUGAGGAGUUUUGGUCCACUUACAACUUCCUUCGUAGACCGAAUGAUCUUCCCACUACCACGGAUUACCAUUUUUUCAGGGAAGGAAUCAAACCAACUUGGGAAGAUUCCAACAAUGCAAAGGGUGGCAAGUGGAUCAUUCGAUUGCCAAAAGGACUUGCGAGCCGUUACUGGGAAGAAGUGAUCUUGGCUCUCAUCGGAGGCCAGUUCGUUGGUGUCCCUGAUGGAGAGAUUUGCGGAAUUGUAGUUUCCAUUCGAUAUUCCGAAGAUAUUCUUGGUAUCUGGAACAAAACUUCCACAGACACCAUUAUUGUUGAGCGCCUUCGAGAUGCCAUCAAGAAAGUCCUGCAACUACCUACCUUUGCUAACAUGGAGUACAAGCCACACCAAAACUCCAUUCAGGACAAGUCCUCCUUCCGCAACACUCACGUUUGGAAAUCCAAGUCAGGAGGAGGAGGAGGAGGAGGAUCAGCACCACCACCACCAGGACCAGACGCCCGUCGUUCCGGAUCUUGGGGAGAAGAUAACCGAAAGCCGCGCCGAGGUGGUGGCGAGAGUGAUCGGGCUUGGCGCUAA